AGAUUCACAAGUAUACAGUAGAUUUCAGAGAUUCUUUCAUUUAAUACAAGCGCCAAUAUGGUUUCUCCCAAGGCCAUGCAAGUCUUUUAUAUAGCACUUGAGAAAACUCUGCGCGAAAUGGGCUUCCUUGCCGGGAAAUCCGGAAGGCACAUGAAAUUUCCUUACACUUUAUCUGCAAAAAUAGCGCAGUUUCCUAUGUUUCACUAUAUGAAAUAUAACAACAUCUGGAUGUAUUAUCCAUUAGGCUGCGUUGUAGGAUUUUAUGCGUUUGCAAAGAUUCACGCAGUGGUAAAUUCUGACGCGAAUAAAGCAAGCUGGGCAGAAUCCCAGAGAAAAAUAGCUGAAAAAGAAGCACAUCAUUAAGAACAUAUUGUUACCAUUAUUAUCUUUCAAUAAAACUACUGAUAAAUUGCAAAA
Messenger RNA from Cydia amplana, 417 nucleotides. RefSeq lists its product as uncharacterized. The record is from RefSeq and is a predicted model, not a curated record. Bases 58 to 363 code for a protein of 101 amino acids. Lineage: Eukaryota; Metazoa; Arthropoda; Insecta; Lepidoptera; Tortricidae. The transcript is spliced from 2 exons.